Messenger RNA from Oppia nitens, 1190 nucleotides. RefSeq names its product myotubularin-related protein DDB_G0290005-like. The coding region runs from base 53 to 1111 and encodes 352 amino acids. The record is from RefSeq and is a predicted model, not a curated record. Lineage: Eukaryota; Metazoa; Arthropoda; Arachnida; Sarcoptiformes; Oppiidae. The transcript is spliced from 3 exons.
AUAAUUCAAUCAAUUUAUAUCCAAAUUAAUUAGAAAUAAAACAAUAUAAACUAUGUAUUCAAAAUUAUUACUUCAAGUAUUAUGUUUAUCAAUAGUAUUGUUUCAGGUUAUGGCAAAUAUAAGAUCAGAUAAUACUGUAUUUGCAAACACCGAAAAAAGAGAUAGUGAGCCACCAGUGGGACAGUAUGACGAAAACAACUCUCCCGAUGGUCAACAUGAGCGUCGACAUCAUCAUCACCGUCAUCACCAUAAUCAUCAUCAUCGCAAGCAAAAUGAUGAUGAAGAGAUUGCACCGAUCAGACCGUGGCAUCAUAAGGGUGCCCAUCGUUAUCCACCAAUGGCCGAUCAUUCAAACGCAAUGUCACAGUUGAUGCCAUUGUUGAAAACAUUGGCCAAUCGGAAAGUACAAAAAGCGGGCAAAAUAGUGGCCAGUAGUGACUCGGAGCUCGAUGUCAACAGCAAAGCUAAGGCUUAUGUUAUCAGCAAAUGGAAGACACAGAUCAAGGAAAUGCUGAUCCAUAAAGUCAAUAACGAAAGCAAAGUCUUAUCGCGAACUAUCGACCAAACGGGUGAAACCAAUGCCGUCGUCAAUCUGAACGCCGAAUUGGAUCUCAAAAAGGAAAAACUAGUGAACGGAAUCUCAUAUAUGGAGUCAAAACCAUCGGAGAAAAAACACAAACAUCAUCACCACAAACACCAUCAUAAGCACAAUAAUAGCAAUCAUCAUAAUAACAGGGAUAACCAAGAGGUUAACCAACAACAACAUCAACAACAACAUCAACAACAAAAUCAACAACAAUAUGUAGCCAACAACGAGGGUCAGUUAUAUGGUGAACGUCAGUCGUCGUCCCAGCCGUUAUCGCGUCACUACCGAUACAAACGUGACACUGAAGGUGGAGAUGAUGGACAAAAAAAGCCGGACAUUGGCGGUCAGUUUCUCGCAAAGAUAGGCAAUGCUUUCAAACAGGCCGGACAAGAGAUUGACAAAACAGUCAAAGAAUAUGCGCCCAAAUUUGGCCAAAAACUCAAAGAGAUGGCCGACAAUAUUUUCAAACCACCCAAACCUAACCACGAAAGUCCUACUGUUGCCCCCAAAGAGGGAGAGGAAUAAGUCAAUGACUUGAUGAACAUCGGUAUUGAUUUGUUAUCAAUAAUUAUAAAUCACUUAUUAUUAAUAAUAGUAUUAUUAU